This is a messenger RNA of Triticum turgidum subsp. durum (durum wheat), 738 nucleotides long. The record is from the annotation of a GenBank genome assembly. NCBI's taxonomy places the organism in Eukaryota, Viridiplantae, Streptophyta, Magnoliopsida, Poales, Poaceae.
AUGCCUUCAGCAGCUUCCCGACUCGUGCGGAUCGGCCGUGCCGCUCGCUCAGCUGCGGCGACCACAUCUCGCUUCGCCCAAUUCGUUGAAGCAGCGACCCUCUCCACGAAGGCGGUGGCGACCAAACCUCACGCUAUCUUAGGUUCAGAUCGUGCCGCCUCCGUAGAUCUGCGUAUGAACCAAUCCACUGUCCAUGCUCCUCCACGCGCCAUGGCACCUGCCUCCCUGACACUCAGUCACCCAGAAGAACAAAGGCAGGAAGGUAAGGUGAAGUUUGUGGUAGAGGAGAAAGACCUUGAGUCAGAAGCAGCCCUUUGGGCCUUGUAUGAGCGCUGGUGCAAAGAUUUCAACCAAAAGCGUGAUCAUGAUGAGAUGGUUCACUGGUUCAACACAUUCAAGGAGACUGUCCUGCUUGUCCACCGUCGGAACAAUGCUAAUCUGCCCUACAAAUUGGGAAUAAACAAAUUCGCGGAUGGGAAGCUAAGGAAGCUCUGUUGCUGUCAUGAUCCUAUUCUUAAAAAGAUUGAUGAGGAGUUUGGCGACAAACCAGGUGAAUUUAUUCUAGGUGAUGGUGACAAACUUCUCAAGCGAGUCUUCGCUGAUUAUAAGGUGGUUCAUGGCAGACUGUAUGUUCAUUUACCAAAGGGAGUUGAUGUGGAAACCAUCACCACCAAUCCUGAAUGGGUCGAGCUGGAAGCGACCACCAACCCUCCAUACCGAUACCCUACUUACAUCUAG